AUGAAAAAAAUUUUUACUUUUUUGAUUCUUUAUAUUAUUGGCCAUUUAACAAAAGUAUAUAAUAGAUUAUUAUGUUUUAAAAAAAUAAACUUUUUUAUUAAAAAAUCUUACAGAAACAGAACUACAUUAAAUAAAAGUAAAAAAUAUAUUAGCUAUGUUUCAAAGAAUACAGAUAAAAACAUUAAUAUAUAUAAUAUCAAAAGAAGAAAUAAUGAAGAAUAUAACCGCUAUUUUUCUAAUAUUUUAAAAAAUAGUAAUAUAAAAAAGUAUUUAAGUAUAUAUAAAUUAAUUAAGCCAUUUAACUUAUCAAAAAUAAAAAUAUUUACUUCAUAUAUACAAAUCAUAUAUAUAUAUAUAAAAUCAUUUUUAAAUUUUAAAGUGAAAAAUGAAUAUAAUAAAAAUAUAAUUUCACAAAAAUGUAACAAAAAUAGGUCAUUUCUAAUAAGCAAUAUUCUUAAAAUAAUAAGUAAAAAGAAUAAUGAACUGGUAAAUAUUUUUAGAUAUGGCUUUUUUAAAAAGGAUUAUAUUAUUUUAAACUAUGAAUUACUCAUUGAAAUACUAAGAAGAGAUAUAACGAAAUUAAGUGUGUAUAUUAAUUAUUUUAUUUUCUUAUAUAAUAUUGAUGAAAUAGAUAAAAUUUAUAACAACUCAAUAAUUAAAUAUCUUUAUUUAUUUAAAAAAAAUAGACAAAAACAAUAUAUAGAAAAUUUUAAUAAAGCAAAUUACUCCAAUUCUUUUAUUCUGAUUUAUCCACCACCUAAUUUGUCAGGAAAAUUACAUGCAGGACAUUUUUUUAAUUUUAUUUAUCAAAAUAUUUUUUUUCUUUAUAAUAAACAUAUUUUAUCAAAAUAUUCUAUCCCUUUUUUUGGUUCUGAUCAUGGAGGUUUAAGUGCUCAUGAAAUGUUUUCCAAAAAAUUUGAAAAAAAAAAUUUAAAUAAAGAAGAGUAUUUAGUUGAAAUAAAAAAAUGGCAAAUCAAUUUAAAAAAAAAUAUAUUAGAAAUUAUGAAAAAAAUGAAUAUUCUUGUUGAUGAGAAAAAAUUUUAUAACACAAUGGAUGAGCCAAUGAAAAAUAUCGUCGAUAAAUCAUUUUAUAUUUUAUAUAAAAAUAAUUUGAUAGAAAGCAAAUUUUAUCCUGUUUAUUAUUGCGAAGAAUUAAAUACUAUCAUUCCAAAUUUUGAUUUAAUAUUUAAAAAAGAACAAAAAGAUACAUUUCAAUUGAAAUUAUAUUUAAUAGAAAAAAAAAGCAUAAAUAAAUCAAAUGAAAAUAAGGAUACUGAUGGUUACUAUAGGAAUCAUGAUGAACAUGAGAAUAUUAAUAGUAAUAUUAAAGAAUAUAUGUAUACUGAAAAUAGAAAAGAAAAUAUUAGAACAUAUUAUGAUAAGGAAAAUGAAAAUUAUUAUAUUAAAGAAAACAAAAACUCAAUCGAUGUAAAAUUUUUCCAUAAGAAAAAAUUUCAUUUUGAAUAUUUGAAUGAAGAGGAAAUUAAUUCAAUUAAUAAAUUACAUUAUAUUAAUAUAGAAUUGGAAAAUCUUGAAAAUUUAAAUAAAUUAAUAGCUAUUUUAUAUUUGUCGAAGAAAGAAAAAUUUCAAAAUAAAUAUGUUUUAUUGCCAUUUUCAAAUAAAGCAAUACCUUUAAUUUUUCAUAAAAAAAAAAUUUUUUAUUCCUCAUUAAUUAAUAAUGAGGAUGAAGAAGAGACAGAUAUAUUUAUACCUGUAUUUUCACUAAAAAAUGAGAACAUGUAUGAUUUCAAAAAUAAAGAGCAUUAUACUUUUACAAAUAAAAACUACGAAAAGAAAGUAAAUACUUUGAAUACAGAAAAUAAAAAUAGCAUUUUUCAUAAAUUAGAAAAAAAUAAUUUAAUAAAAAUAGUGAAUCAGAAAAAUAGUACUAUGAAAAACGCUUACUAUAAAAAUUAUAAAUGUAUAUUAACAUUAUCAGAGCAAUGGAGUAUAAGAUAUCAUGAAUUAAAAAAAUUAUUUUAUGAAAGUUGUAAUAAAGAUUUUACUAUAAUACCUUCAAAAUUUAAAGAUUGUUUUUUUGACAAUUCAAUAAAUAAUCAUGAAUGGUUUUUAAGUAGACAGAUUUAUUUUGGUCAUCAUAUUCCUUUAUUUAAAUAUGAUAAUUUUGAAACAAAGAAAAAGGAUUUAACAUAUAAAAAUUUUUCUUGUUUUGUAUAUGGAAAAAAUGUAAAUGAAGCCUAUGAAAAUUUAAUUAAUUCUAAUUAUUUUGAAAACGAUAAAUUAAAGAAAGAAUUCCUAAAAAAAGAAGAAGAUGUUCUAGAUAGCUGGUUUUCCUCUUCUUUGUACUUUUUAUAUUGCUUGUAUCAAAAUAAAAUUGAUUUAUAUAAAUUAUUGCAAAUAAAGAAUUUUUUAGUUGAUUUUAUUUACACUGGUAAAGAUAUAAUGUAUCCAUGGAUAAUAAGAAGUUUUGUUCUUUUGAAUUAUUUUAUAAAAAAUGAUUAUAUAAAGGAUAUAUUAUAUUCUGAAAAAGAGAAUGAUAAUAAUAUCCUUAGCGGUAGUAUGAAGAAUAUUAAUAAUAAUAUGAAUAAUGCCAAUAGUAAAAUGGAUAAAACUAAUGAUAAUAUUAAUAAUACUAAUAAUGAUAUGAGCAGUAAUAACAAAAAAUAUUUAUAUGAUAAAAAAAUGAAAUAUUUAGAAAAAAGUUAUUUAGCUAAUACUGUAAAAUUUCAUGGAAUUUUAAAAGAUAAUACAGGAAAAAAAAUUAGCAAAAGUGAAAAAAAUUCCACAUAUUACGAUAAAUGUUUAGAAAAUGCAAAUAUUGAUUCUAUAAGAUUAUCUUUUAGUUUUCUUCAAAAAAGCACAGAAGAUAUUAUUUUUUCAGAAAAUUUUAUUCGUAAGAGUAAUAAAUUUAUUAGAAAAAUUUGGAAUAUUGGAAAUUUUAUAAAAAAAAAUUGUUCUUUUAAGUCAUAUAUAGAAAUAAAUAAUUAUCUAUUAAGUGAUAAUCAAAAAAUUCAUGAUUUUUUAAAAAAAACAGUUCAAAAAAUAUCAGAUAUUGGCAUAUUUGAAAAAUAUUGUGAUACUAUAAAGUCAAUAAUAUGUGAAAUGAAAUGUUAUAAUAUAUCCAAAAGUAUUAAUUUAAUUCAUAUUUUUGUAAUGAAUUUUUUCUCCAAAUUUUAUUUAAAUUAUUAUUUAUAUGAUUAUAAUAAUAAAAAAAUAAAAAAUUUUUUAAUAUUCUAUAUUUUUAAAGGAAUACUAAAAAUUCUCUAUCCAUUUAUUCCUCAUAUAACAGAAAUUUUGUUUAUUCAACUUUAUUUAAGAUAUGAAUCAAAUAUAUAUACUCCAUUUAAUUCGCUAUCUUGUAAUUAUAAUUUUUUUAAAAAUGAAAACUUUUCGUUAAAAGAAAAUCUUGAGGAAAGAUAUUUUAUUGCCUUUGAACAAAUUUAUAGUUAUCUUCGCAAGUAUAAAAAGAAUGCAUAUUCUGAUAAAAUAAUAAAUAUUUAUUUGAAAAAACAUCAAGGAAUCUUUUUAAUUAAUUAUUUUAAAAAUGAAGAAAUCAUAUUUAAAAAAGCUUUUAACUUAAAUGUUUCUUUUAAAAUUUUUGAUAAAAAUACGUUAAAUGAUCAAGAGGAUGUAAAUAACAAUCAAUCAAAAAAAAUGCUAUAUUGUAAUGAAUAUUUUGUAAUUUUGUCAUAA
This is a messenger RNA of Plasmodium relictum, 3654 nucleotides long. RefSeq names its product valine--tRNA ligase, putative. Gene Ontology annotation, biological process: valyl-tRNA aminoacylation. Bases 1 to 3654 code for a protein of 1217 amino acids. Gene Ontology annotation, cellular component: cytosol. Gene Ontology annotation, molecular function: ATP binding; valine-tRNA ligase activity. The transcript has 2 exons. The record is from RefSeq and is a predicted model, not a curated record. NCBI's taxonomy places the organism in Eukaryota, Apicomplexa, Aconoidasida, Haemosporida, Plasmodiidae.